UAGUUCCUAGAUUUAUCAGUGUGUAUUACAUCCCUUAAUUAUUAUAUCCGACCUGUAAGCUGAAUCUUAAGUUAAAAAGAUACGUAGUGGAAUGAAGAUUUCUCUUACUAUUGACAUGCUUUUAAGUUACAUUGUUAAGCAAAGUUAUAUUAUUUAUCUUUAAUGCUGUAAUAUACUUUGUUAAGUACUUUUCUAGCAAGAUUGAAGCUAACGUAGUUUCAGAUCCAGUUCAAUAUGCCUUCUUUAAUGGCUGAUAUUCUCACUUUGAUUGACACAGAAAUACCUGAAGGUAGACAGAGUUUACAAGAUAGUUUCGUUAAUUUGGAAAAAGUUGCUGAGUAUUGUGAAUCUAAUUACUAUUUAGCUCAAAAUAAAAAAACUAGUCUUGAUGAAACAAAAAACUUCACCACACAAAGCUUAGCAAGUGUAGCUUACAUGAUAAAUUCUCUAUCCUAUAACAUUCUUCAUAUUUUGGAUCUUCAAACUAGUCAACUUGCUGAAAUGGAAUCCCAGAUUAAUCACAUAGCUCAAACAGUUAAUAUAUUUAAGGAAAAGGUUGCACGGAGAGAGAUUGGAGUUUUAACUACAAAUAAAAACACUACUAGACAUCAUAAAAUUCUUGCACCUGCUAAUCAAGAGCGCCCUGUUAAAUAUAUUAGAAAGCCUGUUGAUUAUCAGAUUUUAGAUGAUAUUGGUCAUGGUGUGAAAACUACGAGCAAUACACCUAGAUCAAAGCGAACAGUAACACCUGUUCAAAAUACUCUAAAUGGAGCUAGUGCUGGGCCUGCUCCUACAACGAAACCACCAACACCACCCCAACCUGUUCGAGCAGCAUCUGGAACUCUCUCUUUGUCUCGGUCAAAUAAAGAGUAUAGGACACCACAUCUACCCAUUGCACCUCCUCAAGUUCCCAGUAAUUAUGCUCCAGCUGGAGUUCUUCGUUCACAAGAUAUUCGAAGAGGAAGUGGAUAUUCAACGCUACCCAUGGUUUCAUCUUCUCAAGCUCCGCAAAGUAUGAUUGCUUCUCAACCUCCUGUUGGUAUGGUUCAUCCUAUGACUACUCUUGGGCAAUCAUCUGUUCCUCCUCCUCCUGAUAUGAAUAUGAAUGAUAAACUUCCUGAACCCCCUAUGCAUGUUUCCUCAAAUUUUGAGAACCCUGGGAAUAUUUCUCCUCCUUUGCCUCCUCCUCCUCCUGAUGAUGACUCAUAUCAAGAAAAUUACAAUCCUCCUUCACCGCCAUCAUUUAUGAGAAGAGCUGAAUGGGUGCCAAAAAAUUUUGUUGAAAAAGUUGUUGCAAUUUAUGACUAUUGUGCUGACAAGGAAGAUGAACUCUCUUUUUCCGAAAAUACAAUAAUUUAUGUCAUGAAGAAAAAUGAUGAUGGUUGGUAUGAAGGUGUUAUGAUGGAUGAGGCUGGUGGUGCUGUGGCUGGUCUUUUUCCUGGAAAUUAUGUUGAGCCUUGUUUAUAAUGAAAUACAAGUGUUAAGUUAGUUAAGCCUGUAUGUUGGGAACAAAGGUUAAGGAUAAUGUUUUCUCAGCAUACAAAAAAUAUUUAGUUCAUAUGCUUAACUUUUUUUAGAUGUUAAUAAUUUUAUUUAUAUAAAUGAAAAUUUUCUCUUAUUAGAAAAUACAUAUUGACCAUAUUAAUGUUUUUUCCCAAUCAUUUUCUUUCUUGUUAUUUUUUUAUAUAGGUUAAACUGCCUUUAAAGCUUAUAUCAGAAUUCAUAUAUUUUUUUAAAUAUGUACCACAGCAAUAAACUGCUCUGUUUUCCUUAGUUAUUUCUUAUUUUUUACUUUGCUAACAAUUUAAUAAAAAUUAGUAUUAUACAUCAAAGUAUAUUUGCAGUUUUCAGGAAAAGAGAAGUACGCAACUCUUAUCUAAAACUUGAGUUAGGUCAAAUUUGGUACUCUUUCAACUAAUUUUACCUUUACUAACUUAUUUUUCUCAUUAACCCCCUAAUAUUUCAGUUACCUCAUUUUUAUUAAAAAAUAGUAAAUGUAAUAUCCCUCAUUUUGUUUUUAAUUAUUACAGUAUUCAUAAGACCUAAUAUUUACUUUUUACAACUUAUAGCUUACGAAGGCAUAAAAGAUGCACCAAAAAUAUUUAUUACUAUUGCAAUGUUAUUUGCAAAUCUUAAUUCUUGUUUUAAUUAUGUAGUUCAGACUGAAUUUACUAGUAUAUACAGUUCUUUUAUGACUUUUUUUUUUUUUUAAAUUUUGCCUUUUUUAUCACACAUCUAUAAAGUGUUGCUCUUGGGCAAAAAAGAAUUUUUUUUUUUUUUUACAUUUGAGACCAAUAAAAUCAAAUAUUUCAAAGACUCCACUUACUAGCUUACAAAACUUCUACCUUCUCAUUUUCUGUUUAAUAUACAUUUUAUUCAUAUCAUUUGUGAACACUCAUCAUUUUUAUAUCUUAUUCUUUGUCAUUUACUAUACAUUUCUUUAUGUUAUUAUCUUAUGUGAACACUCACAGCAUUUUUAUAUCUUACUCUUUAUCAUAUCAUUGUAUUAUACCUCUCUUUAUGUUAUGAGUUAUCUUUAAAAUUCCUUCAUUCAUAAUUUUUUUUUAUCCUAGUUUAUUAGAAAAUGACUAUUAUUAAAUCAAGACUAUUAUUAGAAUGCACAUUGUUAUUAUAAUGGCAAGUCUUUGUUACUUUAGUCAUUUAGUUUUAGUAUGUGUGCAAAAAGUUACUGAUGCCUGUGAAAUUAAAUAUGAGUAUUUCCCAUAGAGCUGGAAUAGGUGUAGAGCAAGCACACUGUUAUAUUUCCCCAUCUCUCUUUGUCCCAAACAUUAGAUGCUUCUCUGUCACAUGCUACAUCUUUUUACACGAUUUUGGUAGGGAGAGUAAGACAUCAAAUGACUGUUGAGAUUAGUUCUUUUUUUUAGUAGAUUUGUCUUUGUACUUAGGAGGACGAAAGUUAAAAGUUCAAGAGUGUUACGAUCAGUGGAAUGAUAAAAUUUCCGGGUCAUUUUUCCACAAGACUUUGCAAGAUUGAAAAUUAUUGUAGAAUUCAAAUAUGUAUAAACUGUAUACAUUUUUACAAAAUUAAGAAAUUUUAAUUUUUGAAUGAUUUUAAAAACGGUUUAAAGUUUUUUGCACAGAACUAGCAAAAAAAAUAUCCUUAUUUAUAUAUUUUAAAAAACUACAAUUAUUCAAGUUUGUUCAUUUUUAUUAAUUUUUCUUGUGGAAUAUAAUUAUAAAAUUGUAUCACAUUUUAGAAUUCAUCUUAGGGAAUUUUUUAGUUAGAAAAAAAACACUUUUAUAUUUCAAUCCAUCAUCGCAAAUAAUAGUAUAAUAUUUUGUAAAAUCAUGAAUAACUUUUCAGGUAGUGAAAAUUUUUCAAAACAUUUACAGAAAAAAAGAAUUAAGACAUGUUUAAAAGUCAAGUAUAGAAUAAAAAUUUGGAAAAAAGUGCUGCAUCCCAUUUAAAAGUCAAGCUUCUCUCUUUUUAACUUUCCAAUUUUAUUUUAACUUUAUACCUAGAGUGAGAUUGAUAGCUGACUCUUUCAAUUAUACAGCUUUAAUACUUCGGAUGAUUCAAUUAAAAAUGAUCUGACAAUUUCAGUUGAAAAAGACUUGAUGAUUUUAUUAAAGAAAAAAUAAUUAAGCGUUAAAAAUCUUUGUCCUAUUUAUAGAAUUGUUUUAUAUUAAUGUUUCAUAACCUCUCUUGUCUGAGCAAAUAUAUGUUGUGAAUAAAACUCACAAUUCAAGUUACUGAAAUUAUAAAAAUAUAUAGAAGAGUUUUUUUCUUUUAAAAACUCAAAAGGGUUUUAAAAAAAUACGGCAUAAAUAAACAAGGAAAGAAAGAAACAACAAUGUUGCUAAAAGUUUGUCUACUUCAUUUUACCACUGAAAUUUUAAAAAAAAUUUAUUUAUUAAUAAUAAAUAAUUCUAAAUAAUCAUAACAGUUUAGUUGUGUUCUUAUUUGUUUGUGUUUAAUUAUAAAGUAGUUUUAAAAGCUUAAAUUUGGAUUUUAGAAUGAAUAAAUUGGGGUGCUUAUGAUGUUUUAAGAAAAAGGAAAACAUGCUAAAAAUGAUUUAAUGUUGUAAUUAAAGCAAUUGUAAUUCCAAAAAGCAAUAAAUUAACUUUCUUAUGAAAUGUAUAAGGUUCUCUUUUAACAAAUAUUUCUGUGUAACCAAAUGCAGCACACUAAGUUACCAUAUUUUAAGAUUUUAGACUUUAAAAUUCCCACAUUGAUUUUCUUUCACAAAAAUAUCAAGGAGAAACGAAAGGUUAAAAAUUUCCUUCUUAUUUCACCCUUCUGUCGCAUGGUUUCAUUCUGAGGACAAAAAUUAUCUUUCAUUUUACGCUCUGCUAUAUUCCACCUCUAUGUUUUUUUCUUUUAGUUUUGAUAUAAUUAGGUUGAAUAUAUUUAAAAUGAAAUAUGUGUAUUCUUUAUCUAAUAUAUUAUUAAAACAUAAAUCCUCUUUGAGGAACAAUACUUAUUGUUUAUAUUAUCUGAGUAAUAAAAACUUAUAUGAACUAUGUAAAAGUCUCUCACUUUUGCAUGUAUCAUUCAGAAAAUUGCCUUUUUCAAUAUCAAUUUUAAGAAAAUCUAAAUAUUAUGUUGCAAAAUCUGUCUAACUUAUAGAAGAGCUUAUACUUGCAUUUCCUAAAAAUAAGGGUCUAAAUUGCUCAUCCUUAGUUUUCUUUUAAAAAAAUUUCUUAUUCUCUUUUUUUAAAAUUAUGUAAAUAUUUAUAUUGAGAUAAAUAUGUUUCAUUUGUCAAUAAUAACCAGGAAUUUGUGCCUAGUGCUUUAGAAUUUGCCAUUUCUUAAAGUCUUUCUGCUAUAAAUGCUAAUAUUAUAAUUGAAUUGAAAUGUUAGAGUUAUUACUAAGCCUUUUAUUCAAAAUAAUAUAAUUUCUUAUUCAAUCUCGUUUAUUGCAUAAUAGAUCUGCAUAGAAAGUUUUAGCCUUAUAAUCAAGAUAUUUGCAGUUUCCCUGCAAAUUUAAGCAUAUUUAUUUUUUAAAAAGCCAUACAGGUAUCAGACUGAACUGCUAUAAAUAAUUAUUUCAUAAAAGAACAUUUGAAGGCAUAUUUUUUCUGCAAUGAGUAAAAGCAAUCAAUGAGUAAAAGCAACUAGUUCUAAAUAAAAGUGACAAACUUUAAUUAUUUUUUUAAGUGAAAGUAUUUUUGCUCUGAUGUUAGUAUCAUUUUUUUCUAGUUCUUAAGUAAUAUAAAAUUAUAAAAAAGAGUAAAUUAGAUCUGUAAAGGAAUUAAUUUUAAGAAUUAGUGAUAAAAUUUUUUUAAAAAUUGUUGUGUGUUAGUAUAGAUAAAUAAAUUUGAUAAUCUGAUAAAAAAAAUAUUUAAAUAGUCUAAAUAAGCUCUAAUUGUCUUAAGCAAAAUUUCUUGCUUGUUAAAUUUUUAAUAACUAUUGUCUAGUAAUGUAAUUUUUAUAAAUUGAUUGAAGAAUUAUUAUUUCAUUCUUUAUAAAACAUAAUUUUUUUUUAAUUACUUUUUCUCAUUCUUUGGAACUUAUGGGAGAGGUCUCUUACUAUAUUUGCUAUUUUUGAAUUUAGUGUGAAUUGCUUAUAAAAUGCAGUAUUGUCUUAAUGUAAUCUCAUACUCUGUAUUAUUUUAUAUUUUAGUUUAAAAAUUUAGGGGAAAAUAAAAUGGAGAAAUCGUUCUCUCUUCCUCGAAAUUUAUGUGAACUAUUCAAAAUUAGGGAAAAUUAUUAUUGAAAUUAUUAGAGCUCUCAUCUUGAAUGUUAUUUGUACAGAUUAAUAUCUAAUAAGUGACAGAAAAUUAAUAAAAAAAUGUUAUUGCUUUCCUAAAGUUUAAAAAUUAUAUUUGCAAUAAUAAAUGCUAAGAUCAAGUGUAUUUAAAUCAUGAUUUUGCUACCUGUUUUUAUUAAUAUGCUUGACAAUUGAUAAGAGCAGAUAGCAAAAUCUUAAUAUCUUUAUGUGAUUCAUUGCUUUUUUUUUGCCUUAUUGAAAUGAUGUAUUGCAUUUAUCAUGUAAUUUUCUCUACUUAAGUGAUAUGUAAAUAUUAAAGGAAUGUAGCUUCUGUCAUUAA
Molecule: messenger RNA, 6015 nt
Organism: Parasteatoda tepidariorum (common house spider)
Lineage: Eukaryota; Metazoa; Arthropoda; Arachnida; Araneae; Theridiidae
Product: abl interactor 2
Biological process (GO): neuron migration
Cellular component (GO): actin-based cell projection; SCAR complex; lamellipodium
Molecular function (GO): SH3 domain binding; signaling adaptor activity
Source: RefSeq, a predicted model, not a curated record